GGAAUCCUCCAUGUCGGCGAGGUGAGUGCAGCCUCCUGCAUGUUGGAUCCACUCCAGGUCCGGGUAGAAAGUCAGCUGUAUCACCACCUUUCCAGUCUCGGUUGAUCGGCAGGCAGUCCAAUACUUUCAGCUCACAACACGGUGAUGCAGCGACGGCAUUCAGAAUACUGUGACAGUACCUAAAUAUUUGGGAGGUUAGUGAUGCAGAUCACAUGCUCUCUAAGUAGUCCGAUGCACCAUUGCACAAUCGCCCUCUCGAUUCAGGCACCAAUCAGAUAUCACGAGGGCGACCCGAAUAUGUGCGACGGUGGCAGACCCCGGGUCGUUCCAUCAUCCGAUGCCAGAGCGGACAAGGGAAAGGCGACUAUCUACUCCAUACAAUUUCCUUUAACAAGCUGGAAAGCAUCUCUGGUCAAACUUGCACAAGCGCUUUGGAACUUCCCCCGGAAACGUCGCACGACCUUGCGAUAUGGAUGAGAAGCCUCACCGUGGACUCUACCCAAUUCAAAAUGCAGACUACAGUAGCCAAUAUGCAAACCCGCCGACAAACGUACAAGAGACUACCGGUUUCCCCCGCUCAAUCCGAGCCCUCAGAGAUGCAAGAAACUCGGAUUAUCAUGGCCGCACAGUAGUCAUCUGUCUCGAUGGCACUGGCGACCGUUUCGACAACGACAACAGCAAUGUGGUGCACUUUGUAUCGUGUUUGAAGAAGCACAGUCCCCACGAGCAAGUCACCUACUAUCAGUCGGGCAUUGGCACGUACGACAAAGGUGGUCUCAAGGGUGGCUUGGGAGCCGCACUGGAUAUGACUGUAGGCAGCGGCCUUGGAAUGCACAUCAAAGACGCCUACCGUUUCCUGAUGCAAUCGUAUCGCGAAGGCGACAAAAUAUGUCUACUCGGAUUCUCGCGCGGCGCGUACGCCGUUCGUUGUUUGGCGGGUAUGCUUCACAAAGUCGGGCUCUUGCCGGCCAGCAACGGCGCGCAGGUCAAUUUCGCUUAUGACUUCUACAAAGACGACACGCCUCAGGGUUGGAAGAUGAGUGCCGAGUUUAAGAAGACGUUCUGCACCAACGUCGACGUAUAUUUCGUCGGGUUGUGGGACUGCGUGGCCAGUGUUGGUUUCUUCCCGCGCAAGCUGCCUUUCAGCAAAACUCCAACGAACCACAUCCACUACUUCCGACAUGCUAUGGCACUGGAUGAGCAUCGCUCCAAAUUCAAAGUGUGUCAGUGGCAACACCAAGAUCCGGACCUUAAUCGUCGCGUGACAAUUGACCACACGCCGCGCGCGCAGUUAAAGAGAGGGCUGAAGCGAACUGGGUUCCUUAAAGCUGUCGGCAAAAGCAAACCAGCCACAGUCUCGAUUGACUUGUCCGCACCUCGAAAUGGAUAUACUACGGUCACCAAUGGGUCCCACGGAGAGCAAGGAUGCUCGGUGAAAACGAAAACACAUGAAGAAGAUGAACAGGAGGAAUUGGCCGCAUAUUUUGAAGCAAUCGACUUUGCCCGGACGCACCGCCAGCAGAAAACGGAUGCCCUCGAAGUCUGGUUCAAAGGCUGUCACGCUGACAUUGGCGGAGGUGCUGUCGCCAAUGAGACUCGGCAUAUGCUAUCAAGAAUUCCAUUACGCUGGAUGGUCCGUCAAUGUUUUGAGUGCGACACUGGUAUUGCAUUCGACGUUGCAGCUCUUGCCGAGAUCGGUCUUGACGUGCACAAUCUGUGGCCGAAGUAUACGCCCAUGCGCAAGCCGCCUAUAGGGCCUUCCCCUAGUCUUGUGGAGAAAUACUUCAACAAAUCUUUCCCACCGAUCCAUCGACGGUCUUUAUUCUUGAGAUUCGAAGAUGAUGACAAGGAGGCGGAUAAGCUUCCCGGCGAUCACCAUAUCGCGCAUCUGUCCGAGUGCACCGAGGACUACUUCGACAGCCAGCAGGAUGUCAAUGACAUGUUGGAUCAAGCGAAGUGGUGGUGGAUUCUCGAGCUCUGGCCGGUUAAGGUGCGGCUAUUGGCGCCUGACGGGGACUGCUGGGAGAAGCGUGUUCGCAUGAAUAGGGGCCGGUAUCGAGCGAUUCGUGAGACAACCCCCAAGUUCCAUUGGACUGUGGAGCGGUUGGUGGAAGAGGGAAAGUAUGAGAUCAAAGGAAGAGUUGAGCGGGACGCCCACUGGGAGGCUGCUGUAUAGUUAGUUAAGUCAAGAGUGAUGGAUUCAAACGUCCAGAGCAUUCGUUUUGGUUAGCGUCUGAUUGACUUUGGUAGCACCACAUCACACGACCAGUAAAGUACCAAACGACCUCUUUCUCACCUCAAAGGGGUGGCAUAGACCCUACUCACGGAUGCAGAACCCCAUCUACAAUUAUAUAUGCCUUGUUACGUGGCACUGGCUCACCAGCCCGGGGUGGCGGGUGUGGAAACUGGUACAGGUCUAACACGCUUCCUAAUGAAACUAAACAACGUGGUUGGUGUGUUAUCAUAUAUUUUUCUCUUCACCCCAAGUUCAUAGCAGAAUAAUCAAGAAUUGCA
This is a messenger RNA of Westerdykella ornata, 2514 nucleotides long. RefSeq lists its product as uncharacterized. The record is from RefSeq and is a predicted model, not a curated record. Bases 470 to 2176 code for a protein of 568 amino acids. The transcript has a single exon. NCBI's taxonomy places the organism in Eukaryota, Fungi, Ascomycota, Dothideomycetes, Pleosporales, Sporormiaceae.